AAAGCUGGGGUGCUAUCUUUUCAAAAGGUACAUGUUUGCAUCCGUUUCGGUACCUUAAAAGGUACAUAUUAGAACUUAAGGUGUCCAUGUUUGAACCUAAUAGGUACAAAAGUAAAACGGCAAAACUGUCUGUUUGAUUAAAUCCUGUACAAUGUGCAAGAAAAUUGUAUUUUUUUCAUGUGAUUUCAGAUCAAUGCCUCGUUUCCUGUCCUCAUUUAAACUCUCUCUUCAAAGCUCUCACGAGAAAACAUAAACAGAAAUGUACAACAAUGUAGUUAAAAGAGACUAAAGUACUCCAUUUCUCAUUUAGUUUAGCCUGACGUAAAAUGUUGUCCAUGUAAAACGCAUAUAUAUUGCAUAUCUAAAAUAACAAACUAAAUAUAUAAAUAAAAAGACAAUUCAAAGUAUUUGUAAUGCAUAUGAAUUGUAUUAAAACAACACGUAUUUUAGUGUAAUAAUUAAAUCAUAUUAAUGUUUUGCGAAAAAUUAAGCGUAAGGUUAUUUCUAGUUCUCGUUUAGUUUAACCUGAUGUAUUAAAAAGACUAAAAUUGAAACUGAAAUAAAAAAAAUUAUAAAAACUUAAUAGACAUACUGUAAAAAAAUGAUAAAAACACAACAAAAAAAUAAACUAAAAUAAAAAAUGGUCAUGGCAAUACUGUCUCUCUCUCUUUCUAAUUAUAUAUGUAUAUAUAUUUAAUUGAAAUAUUAUCAUAAAGUCAAAUAUCAUGUUAAUUUGAUUCGUUUGGUCCACUCGUAAUGUUAUGCAUCACUGAUAUCACUUCACACAGUAAACGUUGGGUUUAUAAUUUUAGAUGAAACAGGAGUUGUUCUUGUAAACACUUGCGAGCGUUUGUUUGGUGCGUCAACAGAGAAUAUAAGACACUGUUUCUGUACAAAUACUGACCGAGACGCGUGCGCACAAAUCCACCAAACUAGUUCCUAAACUCUAUUUAGACAACAGCGCAGUAUAAUACUCCGACGACGCGGCCGCAGCUCUCUUUACGAAUGCAAACAUGUCCUGUAAGACCGAGAGGACAGCUACGACACCGCAGACGUUAACCAAACGAGUCUGACCUGCUGUCAGCCGGCGGGAUCCCGGAGAAUUAAAUGGGGAAUAGAGGCAAGCGACUGAUACAAAAGCUGUUUUUGGGGGCAUCUGUGAUUUGCAUCAUUGCUUUCUACUGUUUGACUACAUCAGACCUCCUCGCUACACACAGCGUCCCUCUGGCCCCUUGUUCACCGAACGUUUCAGUGCGCAGCGUUCCGCGGCGAACCCCCGAAGCAGACGUGACCUGCGCGCCUAAAGUGGACCUGAUGUUCAUGAAGACCCACAAGGCGGCCAGCAGCACGCUGAUGAACGUUCUCCUGCGCUUCGGAGAAAAGCACCAGCUGAGGUUCGCCCUCCCAGACGGCCGUAACGACUUCUUCUACCCGUCGAGCUUCUUCCGCACCCAGGUGAAAAGCUACCGGCCGGGCCUGUGCUACAACAUCGUGUGCAACCACAUGCGAUUCAACGCCCCCGAGGUGGAGAAGCUGCUCCCGGCGGACGCCUUCUUCUUCACCAUCCUGCGAGAUCCGGCAGAGCUCUUCGAGUCUUCGUUCCACUACUACAAAGCCUACGUGCCUCAAACGUGGAGGAUCCCUGGAGGAAACCGGCUGGAGGAGUUUCUCAGCGAUCCGAGGCGCUACUUCAACCCGCAGGGAAUCAACGCUUUCUACCUCAGGAACCUGCAGCUUUUCGACUUCGGCUUCGAGAAUAACUUGGAAGCCGAUGACGCGAGAGUCCGAGAAGGCAUCGAGUACAUCGCGAGGCGCUUCCGGCUGGUUCUAAUCUCGGACCACUUCGAGGAGUCGCUCAUUCUGCUCAAAGACGCCCUGUGCUGGGAGAUGGACGACUUGCUGUUUUUCAAACUCAACGCCAGAAACGUCUCGUCCGUGUCUCCCAUGAGCCCUGAGCUGAGGGCCCGAGCUCGGGAGUGGAACGGAGCCGACUGGAGGCUUUACCGCCACUUUAACGACACUUUCUGGGCGCUCGUGGAGAACUACGGACGCAGCCGAAUGGAGGAGCAGGUGAUGGAGCUGCGCAGGAGAAAUGCAGAGAUGGAGCACAUCUGCAUUGAAGGCGGAGGAGCUGUGGAGGCAGCGGACAUCACAGACAGACGCAUGAAGCCCUGGCAGCCCGCCGGGAAAGCUUCCAUACUCGGGUACAACCUGAGGAGCGACAUCGAGCCAAAGUACGAAGAACUCUGCAAGAAGAUGCUGACCCCCGAGAUCCAGUAUCUGACUGAUUUAGGAGUCAAUCUGUGGGUCACUAGGUUAUGGGGCUGGUUUAAGGAUGGUGUUGCUCAGUUUGGGUUGAGUUAGUCUAAUUGCUUCAUGUACGUUGGCAGUGUUCAUUUGUUGGACUUACAUUAACAAUACACUCUUAAAGAGCUUUAAAGGAGUCUUUACAGCGGUGCCACAGAAGGAACAUUUUUGGAAGCAAAAAAUUACAGAUCAAAAUUAAUGCAUAAAAUAAGCUUUUUCUUUAUUUAAAAGUGUACAAACCGAGAAAUAAUGGUUAAAAUAAUAAAAAAAAAAAACAGCAGAUGUGGUAACCCUGCAUAUAUCAUGCAAAUAAUUCUAAUUUUAUAAUUUUUCUACAGUAAAAUUACAUAAACUAAACAUCUCUCAAAUUUAUGGUAAAAAAGCGGUAGCUGUGGUUGCCAGAAUUUUACUGUAAUAAAAAAAAGUAGCAGCAUCUUAAUUUAACUUUUUUUACAUUUUAUUGCAAGUUUUACGGUUGUAAUUUUAAUUUAAAUGCCAUAAUUUCAUUAACUGAUAUAAUAAGCAACCUACUGAAUAAUAAGCUGAUGUUUGUAAUACAAAAAAGCAGUGUUAUUUACACAAACACUAAACACCAAUACGGUUUUUCACCAUAUACCGUUUAACAGGUUUUUACUGUAGCAUUUUUAGUCUUUUCACAGUGUAUAGUUACAUAAAUCAAUUAUUAAUUGCAAUAAAUAAAAAAUGUAAACAUAGUAAAUAAUAAAAAAGGGGAAGUAAAUCAGUUCUAAAUAAAUACACAAUUACACGCUCUAACAGUACUACGGUGCUAUAAUGAAUAGAAAUAAACUUCUUAGAAGCUAAAUAUUUUUAAUUUAGACCUUUAUAACAGUUUUCAUUUAUGAAAGGAUAUUAUCUCUCACAGAAUAUAUUAGCCUGUAUUAAAACUUAAAAUGCUGACAUGCAUUGCUAAGAAUUAAUUUGGUGAUUCUCUUGCAUUCUCAGAUUAGACAUUCAAAUAGUUGUAUCUCAGACUAAUAUUUUUCUGUCUUAUUUUAUUUGUUCAUCUUAUUUGUUUAGCUUUCAGAUUGUGUAUACAUCUCCAUGAAACAAUAUAACGACCCAUGUGAUUGGUUUUGCGGUCCAGGGGCACAAUUUGACUGUCAUAGGGCACCCCCUGUUGGCCAAUGAGGGAAGAGAGACCAUUAUAGAGUUAUUUCUGUAAUCUUUGAUUUUAGCUAGCUGUGACAAGCACGCGCACGCACGCGCACGCUCAAAUGAUUUCUCAGAGUUCUGAAGCGCGCCUAAAAAUUUUGAGCCGGAAAAUAAAAAAGGGAUAUUUAAUUGACUAAGUGUACCAGAGAAGCAUUAUUAUUUCAUGAUAUUACAAUUAUAUUGCUUUCUAGUGCAGAGCAAUCCACAUACAGUGGAGUGAGUAUUUGCGUUUUAUUAUGUGAUAAUAAACUACUG
Molecule: messenger RNA, 3735 nt
Organism: Puntigrus tetrazona (Sumatra barb)
Lineage: Eukaryota; Metazoa; Chordata; Actinopteri; Cypriniformes; Cyprinidae
Gene: gal3st1b
Product: galactose-3-O-sulfotransferase 1b
Exons: 3
Coding region: 1108-2364 (418 amino acids)
Biological process (GO): myelination; galactosylceramide biosynthetic process
Cellular component (GO): membrane
Molecular function (GO): galactosylceramide sulfotransferase activity
Source: RefSeq, a predicted model, not a curated record